AUUCAAUCUGUUUCUCUUUUGUACUCUUCCAACUACAAAGCAGACGCAUUAUCAGUAACACGAAGCUAUGCGCAGUCCACUGACACCGGCUUUAUCUCUUAGUCCCUCACACUCUACAGCUUCUAGCGGCCAGGAAAUGAUGGUCCUGAAGCUCCACUUCGGUCUCUGUUCUCCAUUAGAACUGUCACUCAGCCUAGAUGAUUUUGAUGCCUGCCUUCGGCUUUGGGUGGAAUCUAAUCCCAAACAGCAUAAUGCGAUAUUGUCUGUGCUGGAGAGGAUUCUCAGCCAGGAUUGCAACACCAAUGGCUGCUACUACAGACACCAAAGUUGCAUCGCAGAUGAGCAUUUCAAUACCAAGCAUGGUCAACCUGAUGAUCAAGCUAACGAUGAGCAUCUGAUCUCACCAACGAGCCGACUGUCUCUGGCACUGGAGAGUUCAGGGGUGGCUGAGUUGAAGGCAGGCGGAGUUUGCCAAGAAGACAACGAAACGAAAGGAUGUGAAACACUAUCGAGAGAGGUUCAGCCACCCGUUAGCCAAGAAAAUGAUCCCAGGCGUUUGAGUGGGGAGCUACCGACGGAUACAAUAGCUGCAAGGUCAGGUUCGAAACAGCUAAGAAAGCCGAAGUCUACCAAAGGCGUGAGUUUCCGUCCUGGAAAGCCGGAGUCGAAAGGAGAGGUGGCCGACGAUGACCCUCUGACAGAACCUAUGCUGCAAAUCAUCAACCGUAUAGGAGGGAUCCAGGUUCUAGAAGAACUAGAAGACAUAACCAGCGAGUUGAGUGUUCAGUCUCAACCGAACGGACAAAAUCUAAGCGACCGAUGCAGACGAAAUAUUCCGAAAAACUUGGCCAGUCGGCCCGAUUCCUUGCGGAAACUAUGGCUCCUAAAGGAGGAGCUUAGCCUCAGCGAAGUGAACGGGCAGAUUCACCGACUGCGGAAAAGAUUGAAUUUAGCAGAAUUCUCUCAUACUUAUGAGGUGUGUGUGCAACAGCUCGAAGCGAAGAAACCUUCUAUAUCUCCGCGGUUGGGAAGUGAAGCUCGCAAUUCGAGGCAAAAUCGAACGGUUAUGAAUCAUUUCGUCGAUAUUCUAUUCCCUGACACGUUUCCAAGGGAUAGAACUAGUGGGAAAGCAUAUAAAGGUCGUAGGAUGACCAGAUAUGCGGCCACCAGGAAGAUACAGAACUGGAGGACCACUGGAAAGCCGUGGGCAAGCAUUAUAGCGCGCUUUGGUAAAGGAAUGUUGCUACUCAUACCGAAGGAGUUGUCAGACGAAUGCUUACGAACUAUGUCGAAAGCCACUCUGUCUGCUUUCCUUUACCAUAUCCAGCUGCGAACAGCCGGUUUAGCAGAUCUGUUGCAGGCGGCGGCGUCUUUGGUGGAUGACAUCUGCUUCAGCGAUGCGGAGACCCAGUAUCCCGAAUCAGGCCAUCAUUUGAACUCGUCUCUGGAUGCAAUUGAGUCGGCUAUGUAUAACGUUGAGUCGUCCUCGGAAUUCGCUCUAGCUCCUCACGAAACCUUUUUGGAAGCUCCUUACACCUUCUUCCUGGCACAUCUCACCGCAGGGACGAAUUUGCCAUUCAAUCUAUGUUCUCCGUUGACAUACAGUCACGACGCCCACAUGCAGUCUCCGGGCAGAGGGACGGACAGUUACGGCGCUGAUAUCGCCACGUUGUUCUCCGACACUCCUAUGCCACAGUUCCCGAUCCUAGAUAUGUCCGAUUCUGACAUAUCAAAUGAUGACUCCGGACCGAAUUUAUACUGCGGAAAUCGAGAUAACGCCACAACGUAUCCGGAAGCCGAAGUGACCAAUUCUCCGAUUGAUGAGCGACAUUUCACUGCGGACGAUUGCGACUUUUUGCACCCUAUCAGUGAUAUGGAGAAAGUAGAGCUCGAUUGCUUAUUUGGUCUACAGUCGAACGACGGCUCUCCCAGUGCUGCUCACCCUACGUUCCACACCUGACCUGGAUGUCACGUGUAUGCCACACGAGGAAGGGGGAAUCUUUGCAACUCACAGGGGAAGCAAAGAAUGUUGCAGUUUUUGACACUAAGGCCAAGUCAUAUAUCAACAUAGCAGCAAUUUAGUAGAUCAUUCUUGAUACCUUUACUGUCCCGUUGAGGUAAGAAUUCUGAG
This is a messenger RNA of Cladophialophora immunda, 2131 nucleotides long. RefSeq lists its product as uncharacterized. The record is from RefSeq and is a predicted model, not a curated record. The coding region runs from base 68 to 1960 and encodes 630 amino acids. The transcript has 3 exons. Lineage: Eukaryota; Fungi; Ascomycota; Eurotiomycetes; Chaetothyriales; Herpotrichiellaceae.